AUGCCGAAGGGUGACUUGAAUCAGGAGAUACAGGGAAUUGAAACGAUCUGGGGAGGGUUCACGUUUGUGCUUGGCUUCCUCAUCGUGUUUCGUAGCAACCAGGCCUACAACCGCUUCUGGGAGAGCGUCACAUUGCUGCACCAAACCACAGGGGAGUGGACGAGUGCUUACAGUAAUUUGCUGGCCUUCUGCAGCGAAGAGCCGACGAAGCAGAAGGAUGUUGCAGAGUUCCAGGCACUCCUCUCCAAGCUCAUGAGCCUUCUCCACUGCAGUGCCUUGCAGGACUUGUGUGAACUUGAGGAUGACACCUUAGAAGUCUUGGACUUAGGUGGCCUCAGCCGGCAGACUUUGCAGCACCUCAGGGACAGCCCCGACCGUGCAGAGUCAGUUUUACUGUGGAUAGAACGGCUCAUCAUGCACGCAGACAAGAGCAAGAUCCUCGACGCCCCAGCACCGAUCCUCUCACGGGCUUUUCAGGAACUCUCCAGAGGAAUGGUCACCGUCAGUAACAUGCGCAAGAUCCGCAUUCCAUUCCCUUUCCCUUACUCGCAGCACCUUGCCUGCGUCUUGAUCUUUUACACUGCUCUGACUCCCGUGGUCGCCAGCCAGGCCAUCCUACGGCCCUUGUGGGCUGGUAUCAUGGUUUUCGUGGUCUGCAUCUCAUACUGGACACUUUACUACAUCGCCCAAGAGAUUGACCAGCCCUUCGGGGAUGACGCAAACGAUCUACCCAUCAGAGAAAUGCAGCAUGAGUUUAAUGCGAAGUUGACAUUCUUUAUACAUCCUUUGUCUUACAACGUUCCAGAUUUUCGGCCUGAUGCCAGCCAGCACAUCCACAUGCUGGGUUCCAACUUCACGCUGGAUUUGACAGACUCUCACAAUGUGGUGCUCCAGCCGCUUGAACCUGCACCUGUGAUGGAUGAGGUCACUGCGGUCAAAGCAGAGAGGCGAUUUUCAGAGGAGCCUCUUGCUCCGGCUUCGCUCAUGAGGCCGACGGAAAACAGCAGAAGCCCGAGGAGUGGCUCGCAAGUUCUGUGGGAGCCACAUGUAGACCCAUUGAACUCAGCUGUGCUGACAGAGCUGCUUCCCAAAGUGCUUCCAGAGGAGUUUGAACUUUCUGACAUACGAAGGAUUCUUGAAGCUGCGGGCAUAGACGAUAAAGGCGACAAAGGCGACAGAUCCGGGCCCCAAACGCGCAGAACAAACACUGCCGCGAGUUGCAGGCUGAGCAUCCUGUCCGCCGACGCCCAGGAGGCGUACACGGCCUCACUCACGGCCUUAUCUCUGAGGGUUGAAGACAUGCUUUCCCAGCGGGAAAGUGCCUUGAAUGACCCUGCUUUGCGGCGACAGAUGUACAGGCUCAAGGAAGCCCUGACCGAAGUUUUGAUGGAACAGUGCCGAGUCUGA
Symbiodinium natans is the source of this 1407-nucleotide messenger RNA. The record is from the annotation of a GenBank genome assembly. Lineage: Eukaryota; Dinophyceae; Suessiales; Symbiodiniaceae.